AAACACACAAGCUCCGCAGCCAAGCUCCUAAAUCCGGGUGAUAUACAACUGUCUAGACGAGCCAGCGGUCGCACGAGUGGCCCACGGCAUCGCCUGGACGCACAGCGCUGGCGCAUCGACUCUCUUCGCACGCAUAUUCUCGUAGAGGCUCCAAAGCCAGAGGGCGCGCGGCGCACAGUGGUCGCAUAAAUACGCCUCGAGGGAAGCGGAGGUCGCAGACGAGGCUGUACAGCCUCGAGGCGCUAAGAUAUGGCCGACCCCACGCCACCGUCCCCCGCGAAAGACGACGACGACGCCAGCGACGGCGGCGACGAGGAUCUAUUGAAAGUGGACCUCCUCGCGACGCUGGACGACGCGCUCGCGUACAUCCAUCAAAGCUUUCCGCAAGACGACGAGGCGGGCAAGGUACGAGCGCGGGACGCCGCGCUGCGCGUCGCGGACGAUCUUCUUGGAGGCGACCCGGCCGGCCGCGAUCUGAUGGACGACGCGAUCGACGUCCUGCAGACGCGCACCCUAAAGCGCGUCACGGCGCGGCCCUCGGGGCGAAGCUUCGUUGCUGUGGAUGCGGCCUUCGGCGGGACGAAUGGAGGCCGCUACGCAUGUUGGACAGACUUCUGCACCUGCGAGAAAUUUGGGGAGGCGGCGGCGCGCGUUUCUACGAAAGUGCUCUGCAAGCACAUGCUCGCCGCGAGAUUGGCGCCCCUCUGUUCAAAAAUGGAGGCCCAGGACAUUUCUGAUGAUCAGUACCAUUCUUACAUCUCUUGUCGCUAUGUUGAACUGUAAUAAAA
Pelagomonas calceolata is the source of this 788-nucleotide messenger RNA. Lineage: Eukaryota; Pelagophyceae; Pelagomonadales; Pelagomonadaceae. The record is from the annotation of a GenBank genome assembly.